Physella acuta is the source of this 926-nucleotide messenger RNA. RefSeq lists its product as uncharacterized. The record is from RefSeq and is a predicted model, not a curated record. NCBI's taxonomy places the organism in Eukaryota, Metazoa, Mollusca, Gastropoda, Physidae.
AAACAACGGCCAGAGAGCAGUCCACAAUGAGAGCUAUUAUCCUGUUGUUGCUAUCUAUUUACGGAUGUAAAGCAAGCAACUGCCCAGAAACUGCGGCCGCUGAUGCCUGCGUGGCUCAAUUUUGGAGUGAGUUCCACCAGUUCGAUGACUUUACCUACAUAAAUGAUAACGCAACGUUGUUAUGGUCAUCAGUAUGCGAGAAAGCCGCCUGCGUGGUUCAAGUUCUAGACAACUGCCCUAGAGGACCAGUCUGGGAGCCGUACCUCAUCAUAGCUAACAUUCUGGAAUACUUUUGCUCAAUGGAAAGAUUCAUAAAUGGUUUACAGUUCCUGCAGUGCGCUGGAAGUGGCCAGGAGGCUGAGGUGAAAUCUGAUUUUUCGACGUGUUUUACUCUAACUGGUCCUCCACCCUGUUUGUUAUCUUUCAUGAUCAAAGAUUGCUUGAUUGGUACUGCCGAUGAUGCCUGCACGACCGGUGAUGUUAACCAAUACGUUGAAUAUGCUGAGGGCAUAAUGGAACGCUAUGACAGAUAUUACUGCGCCCCACCCACAACUGACGCCGCAACGACAACAAAUGCUGUGGAUACGUCAGUGGUCGAUACAACCACAACAGCACCAGAUGGGACCACAACCACGACAGCACCGACCACACCAUCAACCCGUCUCUGCUACAAAUGCCAGAGUGGCCUCGGUACAGCCAGAUGCCACGCCUGCCCCGCCGAUGGGGAUACUACUGGCUGGAACAGAACUAAGGUGGUCAGUUGUAACGGCCCUUGUGUGAAAACCACAACCCAGACGGCUCAAGGAACUCAUGUUGUGCGUGGCUGUUCAGACGGGAAGUUCCCAUCGACCGUUAUUCAACCGUCUGGGUGUGUGACUUACCUGGGCAAAGAUGUCUGUUUCUGUUCCGGUGACCGUUGUAACUAA